This is a messenger RNA of Seriola dumerili (greater amberjack), 2188 nucleotides long. It is a transcript of the gene irf7, whose product is annotated as interferon regulatory factor 7. Gene Ontology annotation, biological process: regulation of transcription by RNA polymerase II; immune system process. The coding region runs from base 203 to 1519 and encodes 438 amino acids. NCBI's taxonomy places the organism in Eukaryota, Metazoa, Chordata, Actinopteri, Carangiformes, Carangidae. Gene Ontology annotation, cellular component: nucleus. The transcript is spliced from 10 exons. The record is from RefSeq and is a predicted model, not a curated record. Gene Ontology annotation, molecular function: DNA-binding transcription factor activity, RNA polymerase II-specific; protein binding; RNA polymerase II cis-regulatory region sequence-specific DNA binding.
UUGCUGAUCGCGAGAAGCUCGAUCUUCUCUUUAAUUCCCCUGUCCGCGAAUCAGUCACCCAAUCGUGCCACGGUAAUACCACACGGAAUCGUACCCUCCCACCAUACGUGAUGUCACAGAUUGUGUUUCAAUAAAUGUUAACAAAGCGCUCCAGCAGGAACCAGAUCAACAGCUCUGUGAGGAGUAACACCUCUGCUGAGAGAUGCAAAGCCCUCCGAAGCCUCAGUUCGCGAGCUGGCUCAUAGAGCAGGUGGAGACGGGCCAGUACACGGGCCUGUGCUAUGUGGGCCAGAACAAGUUCAGAGUCCCCUGGAAGCACAACUCCAGAAAGGACUGCAAAGAUGAGGACAGUAAAAUAUUCCGGGCAUGGGCAGUAACAAGUGGUAAAAUCAACGAGUUCCCCAAUGACAAGGCCAGGUGGAAAACCAACUUCCGCUGUGCUCUGAACAACCUCUCUGUGCGCUUCAGGAUGAUACAGGAUAAUUCAAAGAAUUCUGAUGACCCUCAUAAAAUCUACGAGAUUAUCAAUACUGAGUACAACUAUGAAGGUAUGCCAACACAAGUCUCACAGGAGGAUUCUGUCAUGACUCCAGAUAUCUACAGCUCUCCCACAGAGUACUUCCCCCCAGGAAAUGAGCACAAUCAACUGGUUAACAAUUUCACAGCCUUGGGUCUUGGCAACCAUCCAACAGAGGAGCAACUGUUGGUAGAGAACUACUGUCAGCCCAAUGCAGCUGUCCUUGGAGGCUAUUCUGUUGCAGCCGAGAACCACCCACAGGUUUUACCAGAUCAGCCGUCUUACUACGAGGAACAGCCACCGCCUGUCCUCAAUCCACCACUGCAGCCAACUAUUUAUGACCUGGAGAUCUCCAUCCACUACAGGAAAAGAGAAAUGCUAAAAGCCACGUUUUCCACUCAGCGUCUCCAACUCCACUACGAGCACGUAUCCCCUGAUCUCAAUGCCCAUCAUCUCUGCUUCCCCUCCACUGAAGGCCUGCUAGACCACAAACAGAUCGAAUACACCAACCGCAUCCUUAACAGCAUCCAGAAAGGUCUACUGCUGGAGGUUCGGGAGACUGGUAUUUAUGCCUGGAGGCAGGACAGGUGCCAUGUGUUUGCCAGCACCAGUGACCCCAAUGUGGCUGACCCAGAUCCGAGAAAGCUGCCUCAGAACACCAUGGUGGAGCUCCUUAAUUUUGAGAAGUAUGUAAAUGACCUGAGAAAGUUUAAAGAGAACAAUGGUGGCUCUCCUGACUACACCAUCAACAUGUGCUUUGGAGAGAAGUUCCCUGAUGGAAAACCUUUGGAGAAGAAACUGAUCACAGUCCAGGUGGUCCCUCUGAUCUGUCGACACUUUCAUGAGGUUGCCCAGAUGGAAGGGGCUUCGUCUCUUCACAGCGCCAAUGUCAGCCUACAGAUCUCACACAACAGCCUCUAUGAUCUCAUUUACUCUGUCUUUGGUAUACCAACAGCUGAAGAGGCAGCACGGGCUGCUUUGCCUUUCCUACCUCAGAGCUGAAAUUUCAUCGCUCACUUGCCUCUAAUGGGGACCACUUUAGUUACAUACAGGACCACACCAGGCGCCAUAUCCUGCUCCUAACCAAAGCUUUGCUAAAAAAAAAAAAAAAAGUAGCCAAUCCACUCACCUGUUGAAUGUGCUACAGCUGAGGCAGGAACAAACAUAAUUGCACUUGGUGCUGCAGAAUGCGCCGUUAUUGAUCAACUAACACCACACUCCUGCUUUGCAUUAUCCUGCUUAUACUAGUCACAAACUGUUGGCAAAAACUGACAUUGUUUAUCACUACAAAGUAGAAAUAAACUCCAUCAUUACUGAGACCGUUACUCCACUCAAAGACCAAAGGUCUUGCUUUAGAAUGAACUUUUUACAUGAUUACUGUAAAUAUCAAAAUAACAUUAGGAAAUGUUUGUUUCGUUAGAUUUAUGUAGUAAACAAAUGAUGACUUAUAUGAUGGUAAAUCCAUUCAUACAUGUACAGUUUGUGAUUAUUGAUAACAUAUUUAUGAGUGUAUAAGGUUUUUUGUGUCAUACAGCCACCAUGCACUAUGUUUUCGUAUCUGAAAUAAACUGUUUUGCACUUUUUAUACUUUGCUCGUUAUCUCGCACUUUUCCUACUGAACAAAGCUAAUUGUAAUUAUUUGUAUUUCAAAUAAAUAGGUUUAACUCUAAA